This is a messenger RNA of Dothidotthia symphoricarpi CBS 119687, 847 nucleotides long. Its product is annotated as NAD(P)-binding protein. The transcript is spliced from 3 exons. The record is from RefSeq and is a predicted model, not a curated record. Gene Ontology annotation, cellular component: intracellular anatomical structure. The coding region runs from base 1 to 801 and encodes 266 amino acids. Lineage: Eukaryota; Fungi; Ascomycota; Dothideomycetes; Pleosporales; Dothidotthiaceae. Gene Ontology annotation, molecular function: oxidoreductase activity, acting on NAD(P)H, oxygen as acceptor.
AUGGCAUCGACGCAUGGACUCCCAGAGUUCAGCCUGAAGAACAAAGUGGUGCUGGUGUCUGGCGCUGCUCGAGGUCUUGGUCUUACACAAGCAGAAGCAUUGCUAGAGGCUGGAGCACGAGUAUACGCUCUGGACAGACUGCCCGAACCCUCACCCGACUUUCACACCAUCGCAGAACGAGCCAAAAAUGAGCUGGGGACAUCACUCGAAUACCGACAGAUCGAUGUGCGAGAAGUGAAGGAUCUCCAUAAGAUCGUCGAAGAUAUCGCAGAUAAAGAGGGCAGGAUGGACGGCCUGAUCGCGGCUGCUGGCAUACAGCAAGAGACUCCAGCGCUCGAAUACACUGCUGAGGAUGCGAAUCGCAUGUUCGAAGUUAACAUCACGGGUGUGAUGAUGACUGCUCAAGCGGUCGCAAAGCAGAUGAUUAGGUUUGGCAGUGGUGGAAGUCUGGUGUUCAUCGCCAGUAUGUCUGGCACUGUUGCCAACAGGGGUCUGAUCUGCUCAGCUUACAACACAUCAAAGGCUGGAGUGAUUCAGCUCGCUCGAAAUCUGGCAUCUGAAUGGGGUCAGUACAAUAUUAGAGUCAACAGCAUCUCACCAGGGUAUAUCGUUACACAGAUGGUGGAGGAGCUGUUCAAGCAAUAUCCAGAUCGGCGAGAGGAGUGGCCAAAGCAAAACAUGCUAGGUCGUCUUUCGGCUCCUAAGGAGUACAGGGGCGCUGCAGUAUUCUUGAUUAGCGAUGCUAGUUCGUUCAUGACAGGGUCAGAUCUGAGGAUAGAUGGUGGCCAUUGUGCGUGGUAGACGAAUGAUAAACGAUACCAUGAACAAGAAAUUUGUGCAAUUUCAA